UUGUUGGAUUCUUCAAUCAUCGGCACUUCCAAAUAAAUAAAUACAGAACACCUUCAGCUCAGAGAAUUCCUGUUUUCCUUCUACUUUUCUUGUUUAGGCCGAGAUUUGCCAUUAUCGGAUGUGCUGUCGUUUGCUUAUGAACUCCUCUAGAAGCUGCCCAAAGAGGUCUAUGGCUGCCUCAUUGAGUGCAUCAUUCAUUCCUAAGGAGCCAAGAGCGGCUCCCCAUUUCAUACCCGGGUACUAAAAACAUCACUCCUUUCUGUUCUGUCUUUCCAAAUUUGCAAUGUACCAGAGAAACCAUACUUGAGCAAUUCCCAGAGUUUAUGAGGAAUUGCCAUUGGGUUUUAAACUCGGGUUCUCGAAGGGAAGGAGAAGGGGAUUGAUAUUCUGGGCCAGAACCAUCAGAGGUUAGAGAUUUCUCUCGGACAUGGAUUCCCAGAAGAAGAUUGCCAAAAAGGUGACAGGGAAACGGGACGAUACGCGGCUUCAUUCAGCUGCAAGAGCAGGGAAUGUUGAGGCUACAAGAACGAUAAUUGCAGGCUGUGAAGGGAGCGCGGGGCUUAAGGAGUUGCUUAGCAAGCAGAACCAAGCGUGUGAGACGGCCCUCUAUGUUGCGGCGGAGUACGGGCAUGUUGGGCUGGUGAGGGAGAUUAUCAAGUACUAUGAUCUCGCAGAUGCUGGGAUUAAGGCAAGGAAUGGGUUUGAUGCGUUCCACAUUGCUGCCAAACAAGGAGACCUGGAUGUAUUGAAAGCACUCCUCGAAGCACACCCGGAAUUGGCCAUGACCGUGGAUGUAUCGAACAUGACUGCGCUGCACACAGCGGCAACUCAGGGGCACAUCGUGGUUGUGAACUUACUACUGGAGGCAGGAACUGGGCUCGCUGCGAUAGCUAAGAGCAACGGGAAAACAGCUCUGCAUUCCGCUGCAAGGAACGGCCACUUGGAAGUUGUAAGGGCACUUCUCAGAGCAGAGCCUGGGAUUGCUGCUCGGAUCGAUAAGAAGGGUCAGACAGCUCUUCACAUGGCCGCAAAGGGCCAGAACAGCGAGGUGGUGCACGAGCUGAUAAUAGCGGAUCGUUCCUCAAUAAAUAUGGUGGACACGAAGGGGAACUCCGCGUUGCAUAUUGCAUCCCGAAAGGGCAGAGCUGAGAUUGUGAAGAUGCUACUGGGAUACAGCGAAACAGAUAGAAAAGCCGUCAACCGGACAGGCGAGACCUCCCUGGACACUGCUGAGAAAAUGGGCAACCCCAGAGUCGCUGCUAUUCUCCAAGAACACGGCGUCAAAAGCGCACGAACUCUCAGUCCCCAAGCUCCCACAACCACUGCACGGGAACUAAAACAGACUGUCAGUGAUAUCAAGCAUGAAGUACACUACCAGCUCGAGCAUACCCGCCUGACUCGGAAGCAAUUCCACGGGAUCGCCAAACAACUCAACAAGAUGCAUGCUGCGGGCCUCAACAAUGCGAUCAACUCUGCAACCGUCGCGGGGGUCCUGAUAGCCACUGUGGCAUUCGCGGCAAUAUUCACAGUCCCGGGCCAGUAUGCAGAUGACCCCAAUAAUGUCCCCAAGGGACUCUCUCUUGGGGAAGCAAAUAUCGCUCCAAAUCCUGCGUUCAUGAUCUUCUUCAUAGUCGACUCGAUCGCCCUGUUCGUGUCCCUGGCAGUGGUGGUGGUGCAGACCUCGGUGGUUGUGAUAGAGAGCAGGGCAAAGAAGCAGAUGGUGGCGAUCAUCAACAAGUUGAUGUGGCUUGCCUGUGUGCACAUCUCCGUUGCAUUCAUCGCACUCUCUUUUGUGGUCGUGGGCCACGAGAGGUGGCUUGCUAUCGGGGUCAUGAUCAUUGGAACGACCAUAAUGGUUGCUACCUUAGGUACCUUGAUUUAUUGGGUGAUACGGCAUAGGAUCGAGGCCUCUAACGUGAGGAAUAUCAGAAAAGCGUCCAUGAGCAGCAGGUCGAAGUCGUGGUCUGCCUCUAUGAUGUCAGACUCAGGGAUUUUGAACAGUGAUUACAAAAAAAUGUAUGCUAUAUAAAGUCCAUCCAGUACACCCUCAGCAAGUCUCUUCUAGACGUGUGAUCGGAUGAACAUUCUCAUUACCUCAAGCUGUCCAUAUCUUGAUCAAGUUUUAGAUACGAAAUUUGUUCGCUUUAUGAAUCUUUGUUGGAUCAUGUUAGAGGAUUGCCCUUACAUUAUAAGGAAUCUAAUUCUUACUAAGCAAUGGUUUUGCAUCGUCCUGGGGAUUUCCAUAUGCCAAACGUUUUCCAAAUUCAAUAGUAUAAAGUUCGACAGAGUUCGGCCUUA
This is a messenger RNA of Punica granatum (pomegranate), 2298 nucleotides long. The record is from RefSeq and is a predicted model, not a curated record. NCBI's taxonomy places the organism in Eukaryota, Viridiplantae, Streptophyta, Magnoliopsida, Myrtales, Lythraceae.